UCCACAAUGCCUAAAGCAUUUCCUACAUCUUUUAACAUGGUUUUAUUCGCUAUCAUAAGUUUCUUAGUCUUCUCCAUUAGUAUAGAAACCUCGAGUUCAUCUUCAUCUUUGUGUUCAUGGACUACUUCAUUCCCGUGUCCUUGGACUACUUCGCUCCCACCUGAACUCUUAACCCUAGAUAUCGCAAAUCGGUUUCAUACAGAUAAAACUGCUAUUGAAUCAGCCUCUAUUGACUUUGGCAAGCUUGUAAGAUUAAAUCCGGCUGCCGUUCUUAAUCCAUCUUCGGUUCAAGAUAUCGUUAAUCUCGUCGAGUUUUCAUAUAAUUCUCCGAUCCCUUUUAGCAUAGCCGCCAAAGGCCGAGGCCACUCUGUUAGAGGACAGGCCAUGGCAAAGAAUGGGGUGGUGGUGGAAAUGGAAGCCUUGAAACACCACAACAAUGAAAUUGGAAUUAGGGUUUUGGGAAACCCUAAAUUAGGGUUUUACGCAGAUGUGGGUGGCGGCCAUCUUUGGAUCGACAUUCUUCUUGCCACUCUUGGGCAUGGGCUUGCACCAGUUUCAUGGACUGACUAUCUAUUCUUAAGCAUUGGUGGGACACUCUCUAAUGCUGGGAUUAGUGGCCAGUCAUUUCGGUUUGGUCCUCAGAUCUCUAAUGUCUAUGAAAUGGACAUAAUUACUGGAAAAGGAGAGUUGGUGACUUGCUCAAAACGCGUAAAUUCAGAUCUAUUUUAUGCAGUUUUAGGAGGUUUAGGCCAAUUUGGGAUCAUUACCAGAGCAAGGAUAGCCCUACAGAAGGCUCCAAACAGGGUGAAAUGGAUCCGAAUGUUGUACGAGGAUUUCUCUUCAUUCACAAGAGACCAAGAACACCUUAUCUCCAUUGAUGGACCCGAUUAUGUGGAAGGUUCUCUGAUUAUGAACCAAAGCCCUCCAAAUAACUGGAGAUCCUCCUUCUUCUCACCCUCCGAUCAAUCCAGAAUAAGCUCUCUCCUAACCAAACACACCAUCAUCUACUGCUUAGAAGUCGUCAAGUACUACGACUACGUUGACAAUCUCACCAACAUCAACACCACCGACGAAGGAGUGGAAGCGUUGCUCAAAGGAUUGAGCUUUCUUCCCGGUUUCUUCUUCAAGAAAGAAGAAUCUUUUGUGGGGUUUCUUAAUAGAGUAAGAAGUGGAGAGCUGGAGCUUCAAGCGAAAGGGAAGUGGGAUGUUCCUCAUCCAUGGUUGAAUCUGUUUGUGCCCACAUCUCGCAUUAUGGACUUCAAUGCCGGAGUUUUCGUCGAUAUUCUGAGUAAACAAAGCAACAACACAGGGCCUAUUCUUGUCUAUCCUUUGAACCGAAACAAGUGGGAUGAAAGGACGUCAGCAGUGAUACCUGCAGAAGAAGAAGAAGAAACUUUUUACACAAUAGGGGUGUUGGGUUCGAGUGAAGAGGUGGACAUGAAAAUCCUGGAAAAUCAAAACAAGGAGAUUCUAGAGUUUUGUGAGAAAGCUGGAAUCGGUGCAAAGCAGUAUUUUCCACAUUACACAACCAAGAAAGAUUGGAUGAAUCAUUUUGGCUCUAGAUGGGGUACUUUCCUUCAGAGGAAAGCUCAGUAUGAUCCAAGGAUGAUCUUGUCUCCUGGCCAAAGGAUUUUCACUUCUAUUUAAUAAUAUAUAUAUAUAUAUAUAUCCUUUUUUUUUUUAAGGCAAUGACACGUUUCAGGGGCGUUCCAUGUAUGUUGCUAGCUCUCUUGCCAUUAACUGUUUCUCAUUAUUAUGAAAUUUCUGUUGUGGUGAGAAUUAGUAAAAUAAAAACAGUUUAG
Molecule: messenger RNA, 1802 nt
Organism: Diospyros lotus (date-plum)
Lineage: Eukaryota; Viridiplantae; Streptophyta; Magnoliopsida; Ericales; Ebenaceae
Product: cytokinin dehydrogenase 3-like
Exons: 5
Coding region: 7-1647 (546 amino acids)
Biological process (GO): cytokinin metabolic process
Molecular function (GO): cytokinin dehydrogenase activity; FAD binding
Source: RefSeq, a predicted model, not a curated record